Messenger RNA from Erinaceus europaeus (western European hedgehog), 531 nucleotides. RefSeq names its product dual specificity testis-specific protein kinase 2-like. Gene Ontology annotation, biological process: actin cytoskeleton organization; protein phosphorylation. The record is from RefSeq and is a predicted model, not a curated record. Gene Ontology annotation, molecular function: protein serine/threonine kinase activity; ATP binding. Gene Ontology annotation, cellular component: nucleus; cytoplasm. The coding region runs from base 76 to 501 and encodes 141 amino acids. The transcript is spliced from 3 exons. Lineage: Eukaryota; Metazoa; Chordata; Mammalia; Eulipotyphla; Erinaceidae.
GAAGAAUUUAUUCAACAAGAAUUUAUUAUGUGUGGAGUUCCUUCUUAAAAGAAGAAAAAAUUGAUUGUUGAGACUAUGGAUCGGAGCAAACGGAAUUCAAUUGCAGGAUUUCCUCCACGUGUGGAACGUCUUGAAGAUUUCGAAGGAGGUGGUGGAGGAGAUGGGAAUCUGACCCAGAUGGGAAGAGUUUGGCCAUCUUCCUAUCGAGCCCUUAUAAGUGCCUUUUCCAGACUCACACGAUUAGAUGACUUCACAUGUGAAAAAAUAGGGUCUGGCUUCUUCUCUGAAGUGUUCAAGGUGUGCCACCGAACUUCGGGUCAGGUGAUGGCUCUUAAAAUGAACACACUGAACAGUAACCGGGCAAACAUGCUGAAAGAAGUACAGCUCAUGAAUAGACUCUCCCAUCCUAACAUCCUGAGGGUUGUUGCUGGGGCUCAGUGCCUGCAUCACAAAUUUACUGCUUCUGGCAGCUGUCUUUUUCCCUUUGUUGCUGAUGGAUAGGACAGAGAGAAAUCAAGAGAGGAGGGGAAG